AUGUCCCAUUACCCUCUUCGUAGCCAUGCGCAGGCGCAGGCGGCUACUGGUGUUAACAACGACGGUGAGUCUUUAAUUAAUUUGGAAGAGGCUGACAAGAUUGCCGUUACCAAUCCCCCAUCCCCGGUCUCAGCCACGAGCCGUCGCUCUUAUCGCGAUAUCGUCGUGGGCUCACGCCCUCCAUCAGCCCCUCCAACUGGAAGAGUAGUUGAGGCGAGCAUGUCUGGCUUUCCGGCCACAUCUACACCUUUUGAGGGAAGAGCUUUCUCGGCUGUUUCGGAAGCUCCGGCUUCUGCACCAGUCGUCGGGCUGCCUCUUUCCGUACUUGACUACGAGGGUUUUCAUACCCCUGGUAGUCCGCCAGAUAGGCGCCACAGUCGCCCUCCGACUCCGUACCUCAAGAUCGGCCUCGAAACAACUCCUUCGGCCAUCGCUGGUGCAGCUACCACCCACAAGCAACUCAUUAUUUGGCUUCUUUAUGCCCGGACGACGUUCCACAACAAGCCCCCGGCCUCGUAUAACCACCCACCCGUGCUCGAAAAACAACCUUGGGCGCGUCAGUCGUUUCUCGACCGUUCGACGCGUUCUUAG
Cyclocybe aegerita is the source of this 591-nucleotide messenger RNA. The record is from the annotation of a GenBank genome assembly. NCBI's taxonomy places the organism in Eukaryota, Fungi, Basidiomycota, Agaricomycetes, Agaricales, Hemipholiotaceae.